Megalobrama amblycephala (Wuchang bream) is the source of this 4902-nucleotide messenger RNA. RefSeq names its product divergent protein kinase domain 1C (gene dipk1c). Lineage: Eukaryota; Metazoa; Chordata; Actinopteri; Cypriniformes; Xenocyprididae. The record is from RefSeq and is a predicted model, not a curated record.
CAGUCUUACCAACUCCAAACUUUUGAAAGAUAGUGUGUAUAUAUAAUCAUUUUCUUUGACAUUUAAUAAGUUCAUUAUUGUAUUUCUAAAUGACCUCAAACAAGCCCUUACGCGAGACCCUCAAGGAGAAAACAAGCACAACUCCAUGUCCAUGUAAACAAUGUGCUCAUUCAGCAGUUCACGGGCUAUGAGAAAGCAGAGGAGAUCUCAAGAGUAUCUGUGAUUUGCUGAUAGCAUUAAUACGUUUGAAGACAGAAUCCCUCACAGACUGCACAAGGCUAUCUAAUUGGCAAUUAAAGUAACCCGAGACACUCGUCUCUAACGUGUCGAGGUUUGAAGAAACACGCAUAAAACAGAUGAACGAUUCUUGCUCUUGGCAAGAAAGCACUUUCUUUUAUGAGGCGAGCGAUUAGGGAUUCUGUUCACCUGCGGCUGCUCCUGCAGACUCUCACAAUCGAAGGAAAAAACGACCGCUGAGAUUUCCCACCGCUGCCGUUACCGGCAGAACUGCAGGCUCAGCGCUCGACCUGCUCCUGCAAAUCAAAUAUGUGGCCAUUAUCUCCGUGGGAGAAUCCGUCUCUAAUCAAAUAACCAGUAAUACUGGUACACGCCGGCCCAUGUUGUUUUGUUUGCGGUGCUUAACAUGCAAACGGGAUUUCAAGUGGAGUAAUCUGAGGGUCUGUGCUUGGCACAAGAGGCGGAUCUGGCACGCCGAGGUCUGUGUGCCGUCAGGAAAGGCCUGGCUGCCUUGGAAACAGAAGAAGGCGACCCAAAGGAGGAAAGCACUCAAGAAGGGGGCGGGAGGCAGAGGGAAAAAAGGUGGAGUGUUGUAUGGAGAGAGAGGGAAUGGAGAGCCAGAGGCAGAGUGAAAACACACUUGGAUUCAAGAGAAAGAGUCAACGUGAGAGACAACUUGGGGGUGGGAAUGAAGUGGUGAAUGAGGCAGAGAAAGUCUGAGGCGUUCUUCGCACAGCACUGCUCGCCUCGUUCAUUCACAAAACAAACGCAGGAAGGCGUAGAGGAAGCUGGGAGAGAGAGAGUGAUCCGCAUAACAGGAGGCAGUGCAGCAACAGAGCGCCGCGACCAGGCAUGCGAGUCCCCCGAGAAGAGGGUUAACCGCAAACGCAGACCCCGAGCGAGAGCAGCGAGGCAGAUAUCCUGCACGACACCACAGAUGCCACAGACUCCCACACCCUUGAGUGGAAACCAGAGGGCUCCUGGCGAAGGGGGUCCCGACAGAUGCGGCGGUCCCUGCGCAGGGCCCUGGGCUCGGCCCUCAGGUGGCUGGGGGUGAAGGUGUGCCGCAGGAGCGCGCUGCUGGUCGUCCUGCUGUGGCUGGCCUCCUGGCUCUUCCUCAACGGCCUGGUGUUCGUGCACAGGAACAUGUUCUCAGACUUCUGCACUGACGACAAGAGCAAAGAGAUCCUGCAGAGGGUGUGUGAUGAGUAUCAGCAGGGCGUUCUGACCGGUGACCUCUGCGAGGACCUCUGCGUGGCCGGUCAUGUGGAAUACAAACGCUGCCUCUAUUACGAAAAUGGCAAGAAGGUCAUGGCCGCCAGUUGGCGUGGAGUGCCUGUUGUUCUCAAGUCAAAGCUGGAGAAUUUCUCCUCCUAUGAGGCUUUGGCUCUGCUGGAGUACCAGGAUGCGGCAGGAGGAAUGGGUGGCGAGGAGGAGCUUUCGCCUCUGGAUGUUGUCUUCUACGCCACCCUGGAGAUCAAGAACUCACUUGGCCUGGAGACGGGAAAUAACUUGACGUUGCCCCGCUUGUGGGGCCAGAAGCUGAAGGAGAGCGAGCGGACGUACUCACGAGCUGAGCUGGCCUCGCUAUGGGCUCUCCUUCAGCAGGAGGAGUAUAUCUUCCUCAGGGUCCUGCAGGAUUUGACCCACCAUGUGGCCAAGAUCCUGGGCUCUUGUGGUCACUUCUAUGCCGUGGAGUACUUGGCGGCUGGACACGCAUGGGACCAACACAUAUUCUCUCUGGAGAUCCUGUCACUGAGCCCCUCGCCGAGCCCAGACAGCGGGCAGGACAGGAUGUUCACCUUGAGAGAUAUGGUGCCCCGAGUGGCUCUGAGCUUUCUGGAGAUGGUGGAGCAUUUCGAGAAUGAUUUUUCCCACCGCUUACACCUCUGCGAUAUCAAACCAGAGAACUUUGCUAUCAGGAAGGAUCUGACGGUGGUGGCAAUAGAUGUGGACAUGGCUUUUUUUGAGCCCAAAAUGAGAGACAUACUUGAGCAGAACUGCACCAGUGACAAUGACUGCAACUUCUUUGACUGCAUCUCCAAGUGUGACAAAACUAAAAACAGAUGUGGGCCAAACCGCAAAAACAGUAAUCUUCAGGUGAUCUGUGAGAAGAUCUUCAGGCCUUGGUUUUCUCCCACGCUGCUUGGCGCUAAAGCAGGGCUCCCCCUGCAGGUGGAUCUGCAGCGAGCCGUGCAGGAGUGCGCAGAUUUCGACGGCGGGGAGGACGGCGAGCGCAGGCGGGCCGUGAGACAGCAGCUACAGGCUCUACUUGUGAAGCUCGUUCAGGAGGACACGGGAAACCAGGGUGAAGGCCAGGAACACAAGAUGAGACGCGUCCAUACGGCACUUAAUUUCUAAAUAAACUCUCGAAAGAGCAAAUUCAGUCGUGCAAUUCUGGAGAACAUCUAAGAUGACUAUUAUAAAGCCAAUUCACACUGCACCGACAGAUGCAGACCAGCACACAAUCACCAAAUUACAGCAGGGCCGUAACCACCAUAGACAUUGAGGGGAACAAGGCCCCCCAAAUAAUUAGAAAUAGACAAGCGCAUCAAUCUGUCACUUAAUGCCACUGCAGAGACUCGAUUCUCCAAAACACAUUUUAUUUUUUAAAAAACCUACAUGAGGGCGGAUUAGAACCAGGAACCUCUGACACGGUUAACAAAAGUUCUACCACCAGACCAUUAGGGAAUUUGAAUGUUAUUUGAAUGUUAAAUUUGAAUGUUUUACACACACACACACACACACACACACACACACACACACACACACACACACACACACACACUCUCCUUUCCCUUACAUGUGUGCAUAUUUUUAAGCAAAUUAAUGUGAAUAUUAUAUGCAAAUAGUUCCAAAAUUAUUAUUUCCCAACUAGAAUAAGAACUAGAAUUUCAUCUACUGUUCUGUUUCUUUAUUAAAAAUAAAUAGAUAAAUAAAUAAAUGACCAUGUUCAAGACAUGGUUAAGGUCUUGGAUUAGAGGACGUCACUUCUCAGAUAUUCUACAACUCAACAAACACUGAAUCAACAUGUUUAACUGGUUGAACACAAGACCUGACAAAACCUGACAAAGUGAAGUGACCCAUCUGUCAGUGCAAUGUGAAUUGGCCUACAGUCCAGAUUACUUUAUUCAGAUGUUUUCCAACAGUUCGAUUAAUUAUCAUAUUUGUCUACUUCUAAUACUCAAAAUGUCUGUUAAAAGGGACACUGUAGUUCACUCAAAAAUUAAAGUUUUGUCAUCAUUUUCUCACUUUGUCUUUCCAAACCUGACUUUUUUUUCUCCUGUGACACACAAAAUAAGAUAUCUUAAGAAGUGUUAUGUUUCAACUGUUUGUCCAUAAGUCAAUAUAAUCCAAAACAUGUUUUCAUUGAGUUUCAUUUCAUAGAUAAACAUUUAAUAUAUAUGUUCCAUAGAAGAAAGAUAUGCAUUACAGCUUUGGGAUGACAGAUUGUAUUUUUUUGAUGGGGUGAACUAUCCCUUUAAGGGUGUCGAUACGUCUCUUUCUAGCUAACAAAUAUAUGUUCUAAGAAUGUUUUGCUAACGUUCCCAUUAAGUUAUGGAAAUGUUAUUUCUGAAUGUUUAAAAUGUCAAUUUUUUGAAAUAUUUUUUAAAACUUUUUUAUUUUUUUUUUUUUUUUUGCAAAGGGAACAUUUCAUUCCGCAAACAUUAUUGGAACAUUCCUUAUGAAUGUUUUCUAAACAAUCUGAAACCAGUUGUAACAUUUAAAAAUGUUAGACAAAUGUCCAACUAAAUCGUUCAAUAAACAAUGUUUAGAUAUAAUGUUUUUGUGGUAAUGUUUUGAGGACAGUAUUAAAGACCAGGGGCCUCAUUUAUAAAACGUGCACAUGCACAGAUUUGAACUUGAUGUGGAAAAGUUCUUAGCACCAUGUCAGGGUCUAAGCAGGCAUGAAAACUUUUCCUUGUGGCAGAGAGAUGGAGAACUGCAGGUAUUUGGAAAUCUUAAGAAAUUAUUGCUGCUCGCCUUUCUCAAGUAAAGCAUUUGGACAUUGACUGGUGCUCUGUUAUAUGUUAAAUAAAUUAAUUAGGUGGCGUUUACAAAGCGGAGAUCGGAAACCAUUCAGCUGCGCACAAAUUUUAAGAUCAUUUGCAAUUUAUAAAUUUCACUUCUGGAAGAGAGGUGUACACACGUUUUUUUGUGCUAACGUUCGUUCUCUGAAUCACGCACGCAUUUGAGAAAUGAUCAUACAAUCAAAUGUAGGAAGGUUUCUACGUAACAUUUUAUAAAUGAGGCCCCAGAUUACUUCGAACAAACAUUCUAUUAAUAUUAGUGGAAGAACAUUUAUUCAUAAUUUGAGAGCAACCUUGCCAGAAAAGUUCUGAGAACUUUCCCUGUUAGCUGGGUUACCGUUAAGUAAGAAUAAAGGUGCAGUCACAUGAUCGGGAAUUUCACAUGAGAGCGAAAGAUUUCCGCACAUAGAUUUCUCAACAGGUUCAAGUUGCUCUGACCAACAGAAAGCUGCUUGGUUUGACUUCUGUGUGAGCUGUGCUUCAUACAUCUCUACACCAUUGACAAUAGAUAAUGGAAGGUUUUGCCCGCAAAACUCUGGAUCAUCUCAGCUAAUGUAUCCAUUUUAUUUCCUGAAGAGAAAUUGUCUUUGUAUUUGAAAGCAUUUUAAAUAAACCAUGGCUCAGGCACAUCCUA